Messenger RNA from Corapipo altera (White-ruffed manakin), 1991 nucleotides. It is a transcript of the gene PLCXD3, whose product is annotated as phosphatidylinositol specific phospholipase C X domain containing 3. Gene Ontology annotation, cellular component: synapse. NCBI's taxonomy places the organism in Eukaryota, Metazoa, Chordata, Aves, Passeriformes, Pipridae. Gene Ontology annotation, molecular function: phosphoric diester hydrolase activity. The transcript is spliced from 3 exons. Bases 57 to 1025 code for a protein of 322 amino acids. The record is from RefSeq and is a predicted model, not a curated record. Gene Ontology annotation, biological process: lipid metabolic process.
CUGGGGCCAGGACCGGAGCCGCGCGAGUUGGAACGAGCGGCGGCGGUGGCAGCAGGAUGGCUUCAUCGCAAGGGAAGAACGAGCUGCUCUUCGCCGACUGGAUGGCAGCGCUGCCCGGCAGCCUCCACAGCACCCCGCUCACCAACCUGGCCAUUCCCGGGUCUCAUGACUCUUUUAGCUUCUACAUCGAUGAAGCCUCUCCAGUUGGGCCUGAACAGCCGGAAACAGUCCAGAAUUUUGUAUCAGUUUUUGGGACUGUGGCUAAGAAGCUGAUGAGGAAGUGGUUGGCUACACAGACCAUGAACUUCACCAGCCAGUUGGGGGCAGGUAUACGGUAUUUUGAUCUUAGAAUUUCCACCAAGCCCAGAGACCCAGACAAUGAGCUCUACUUCGCUCAUGGUUUAUUCAGUGCCAAAGUCAAGGAGGGUCUGGAGGAGAUCAAUGCGUUUCUCACUGAGCACCCAAAAGAAGUGGUCUUCUUGGACUUCAAUCACUUCUAUGGGAUGCAGAAGUACCAUCAUGAAAAGCUUGUCCAGAUGCUCAAAGAUACGUAUGGAAACAAAAUGUGUCCUGCUAUAUUUGCCCAUGAAGUCACCCUCCAGUACUUGUGGGAGAAGGAACACCAAGUGCUGGUGUUCUACCACAGUCCAGUGGCUGUCGAGGUAGCAUUUCUUUGGCCAGGCCAGAUGAUGCCAGCUCCUUGGGCAAACACAACGGAUCCGGAAAAACUGAUUCAGUUCCUCCAGGCAUCAAUCACCGAAAGAAGAAAGAAGGGCUCCUUUUUUAUAUCUCAAAUAGUGCUGACACCAAAGGCUAGUACAGUGGUGAAAGGGGUUGCUAGUGGUCUCAGAGAAACAAUCACAGAAAGGGCACUUCCUGCGAUGAUGGAGUGGGUCCGAACUCAGAAGGCAGGAGAAAGUGGUGUGAAUAUUAUCACUGCAGAUUUUGUAGAACUUGGUGACUUUAUCAGCACAGUCAUAAAGCUCAACUACGCCCUGGGAGAAGGUGAAGAUGACACUACUUGAUAGUACUGUGAUAUAUGUGUUGUUGCAUUAUUUAGCAUUAAAAAAAAAAAGAUUGUAUUCUAAAAGACUUAUAUUGUAAAACACUCAUCUUCUUGUAACACACUGAGGUGUUUAGGGCUUUAGUGGGUGGGCAUAAGGAAAAUGUUUUCAUCAUUUAUGAUCACUUAUCACAUUUGUGUUUCAUGUGAAGAGCAAAACUAAACAUGUUUACAGUGUUUGAUGAAAGAAGGCCAUUUACAAGUUCUCCAUGAGGUACCAAAUGUGAUUCAUGUGUCUUCUAUGGUUAUGAACAGUGCCAAGAAACUUUUUGCAAGGGGAUGUAUAUUGUCCUCUUCCUGCUCACAGCGGGAUUCCCAAUGGUGUGAGCGUUACACUGGGAGACUGAGGGCAGUAUAUCUGGCACGAAAAUUUUAAGCUGCUACAUUUCAUCUCUUAGGUGGUUUAACCGAUCGUAUUUAUCAAUGAGCUACAGGUUUAAAUGCCUUUGUGAUGUGAAUCCAAGGUCAUGCUUUAACAAACACAUAAUCAGUGGACAGUAAACAUGAUGUGUUACAUACCAUAAUCAGUGGACAGUAAACAUGAUGUGUUAUGUACCAUAAUAAGUGGACAGUAAACAUGAUGUACUGUGUAGCUUGCACAGAGCACAGACUAAAUCUUGCUUGCUUUUCAUUCUUAAAAUAGGGUUUUCCAAUGUCUCUGCCUCAGGUCAAGCCAGCAGAUAAUGUGAUACUGGCCUAACUCUGUAAUCACAGAAUCAUAGAAUGGCCUGAGUUGGAAUGGACCUUAAAGAUCAUCUAGUUCCAACACCCCGGCCAUGGGCAGGACAAUUUUCACUAGACCAGGGCUCAGAGCACCCUCCAGCAUGGCUUUAAACACUUCAGAGAUGGGGCAUCCACAGCUUCUCCCGGCAACAUGUUCCUGUGCCUCAUCACCCUCACAGUAAAGAACUUUUUCCUAAUAUCUAAU